AUGGCAUCCAUCCCAUCGAGCGGCUCGCUCAUGGCAACGCACAACUACUACAGAAGGCGCCUGAGCUCCACAUCCAGCAACAGCUCCUGCGGCAGCUCGGAGUACUCUGGGGAGGUGAUCCCCCACCCCCCGGGUCUGCCCAAGUCCGACCCCGACCACUGGUGGGCCAGCUUCUUCUUCGGGAAGACGACUCACCCGGCCAUGACGACCGUGUCAGAGUCCCCGGAGAACUUGGGAGCGCUGCAGGUGAUGACAGGACCGAUGGCGUGUGGCUUGGUGCCGGCCCCAGGAGCAGGACGGAGGCGUCACGCCAGCGAGCCCAGCUUCGGGCCCUCGGCAUGA
This is a messenger RNA of Nipponia nippon (crested ibis), 342 nucleotides long. The record is from RefSeq and is a predicted model, not a curated record. NCBI's taxonomy places the organism in Eukaryota, Metazoa, Chordata, Aves, Pelecaniformes, Threskiornithidae.